Molecule: messenger RNA, 1533 nt
Organism: Aspergillus uvarum CBS 121591
Lineage: Eukaryota; Fungi; Ascomycota; Eurotiomycetes; Eurotiales; Aspergillaceae
Product: DUF1295 domain protein
Exons: 2
Coding region: 72-1187 (371 amino acids)
Cellular component (GO): membrane
Source: RefSeq, a predicted model, not a curated record
CCAUGUGAGAGCUUCUCCCAUCACCCCAGCAGCAACCUCGAAUUAUCACAAGCUCCAAUCUCAAUCCCAAGAUGGCGCUACCGCUUCCUGAUGUCAAGUCGGCCGUGGACUGUGCGUCCUUCAGCCAGACUGUCCUACCCUUCUUGUCGCAGCUUACCACCCUGCCCCAGCAGCUGCAGGUCGCUGCGGCGACCAAGGAUGCGACCCUCCUGAAGGAGAUCUACCUCACCACCAACCCUCUUAUCUCGGCGCUUGGCUUGACCCUGGUGCUAUCUGUGCUGCUCGUCAUCACCUCUGAGAUCAACCGCAAUUGGUCCCAGGUUGAUCGGUGCUGGAGCAUCCUCCCCGCUCUGUACAAUGUGCACUUCGCUGUCUGGGCUCGCCUGAGCGGGCUGCAGACCCAGAGCCUGGACACGAUCGCCAUCUUCACGCUUCUCUGGAGUGCCCGUUUGACCUUCAACUACUGGCGCCGGGGCGGCUACUCGAUCGGCUCGGAGGACUACCGGUGGAAGAUCGUGCGCUCGUGGGUCAACGACAACCGCUUCGUCUUCUUCCUGUUCAACAUCACCUUCAUCAGCCUGAUCCAGCCUCUGCUGCUGCUCCUGAUCACCGCCCCGUCCUACAACUUCCUCUGCCUGGCGCAGAUCGCGGAGCACCGCUCGUUCGAGCUGCCCGACCUGAUCUUCUCGCGCGUCGCCUUCUUCUUUCUCCUCAUCGAGUACUUCUCCGACCAGCAGCAGUGGAACUUCCAGACCGCCAAGCAUGCGUACCAGCAGACCGCCCGCAUCCCGGAGAAGUACAAGGGCGUCUUCACGGAGGAGGACCUGGAGCGCGGCUUCGUGGUCAACGGCCUCUGGUCCGUCUCCCGCCAUCCCAACUUCCUCUCCGAGCAGGCCAUCUGGCUGACCCUGUACCUGUGGAACUGCUACCGCACCGAGUCAUACGUCCAGUGGACCGGCGUCGGCGUCGUCGGCCUGCUGCUCAUCUUCCAGGGCAGCGUCCGGCUCACCGAGUCCAUCAGCGCCGGCAAGUACCCCGAGUACCGCGAGUACCAGGCGCGCGUGGGCCGGUUCCUUCCUCGGCUGUCUGCCAAGCCCAAGUACAAGGGCAGCGGCAAGAAGAAGGCUCGUCGCCAGGCCACCGAGCAGGUCGAGCAGCCCGUUCAAGAAGAGAAGAAGAGCCAGUAAGACUAUAUAUCUGGCCUUUCGCAGCACUCUUCUGGUUAGAGCCGUAGGUGGACACGUUGUAUCAGUAUAGACGGCGUAACUAUAUCUUGGUGUCACAUUUUGGAAAGGAUAUGCUGCUCUUGUUUCUUUUCAAGUACUCAAUUCUUUUUCUUCUUUGAGAUCCUGUGCGGGGCUAGUUCCUGCGCCUUGGUCUUCUUUCUUCUCUUCUUGGAUGUGUUUUUGUCUUAUAUUUAGCUCAGGGAGCAGCAGGUUUAUCUGGCAUUCGUGACGGGGGCGGCGUUGAAAAGCAUAUGUGUAUAUGGUUGAAAAUACAAAACAAGUCAGAGAGGCUCUGGUUGUGGGCAAC